Molecule: messenger RNA, 2137 nt
Organism: Phoenix dactylifera (date palm)
Lineage: Eukaryota; Viridiplantae; Streptophyta; Magnoliopsida; Arecales; Arecaceae
Product: CLP protease regulatory subunit CLPX1, mitochondrial-like
Biological process (GO): protein folding
Cellular component (GO): mitochondrial matrix
Molecular function (GO): ATP-dependent protein folding chaperone; ATP hydrolysis activity; ATP binding
Source: RefSeq, a predicted model, not a curated record
GGAGUCCAGGAAUUAAAAAUUAAAUAACCUAGAAUUAUAGGAUAGAAAUUAAUUUUUUCGCUCGACAGAUAUGAAACCGUAAUCAAUAAGGAACUGGUGAAAUAAAACCCAUUGGCUCGAAUCGCCGAUGAAAUUUUCAUCCUUUUCUUGUUUCCCUCCCUUCUCUCUCUCCCUCGAUGUCUGCGGCCGUGAGAUCGAGGACCGUCGGGGCGGCCGCGACGGCGGCCGUCCAUUCGGUGUACGUCUCCUCCCGCAGGAUGCACGUUGGCAGGAUCUCCGAUGUACAUAGGAAGUAUCGUCGGCGGUGGGACGACUUCUGGUCCCGGGCCCCCCGGUUCUUCCGCCCCCUUGAGCUGGUCUCCCUCCAGGGCCACCUCAUCGACCGGGGCGCCCUCGUCCGUGCCGCGCCCUGGCCGGAGACCACCGGGCGGUCCACCGGGGAGCCCCCUGAGAUCUGGCAGCAGCCCGGGGAUUCCGGGGCCUCCGUCCACUCGGCGAGCCUGGGCCGGAUUAAUUUAAUUAAGGUUGGAGGAGGAGGUGGAGGGGGAGGGGGCUCCGGGGCUGGAGGCGGUGGCGGCGGGUCUGGCUCGAAGGAGGCGUAUUGGGGCGGUUCCAGUCUUGGGAACAAGUUCCCGACCCCCAAGGAGAUCUGCCGAGGUCUCGACAAGUUUGUGAUCGGGCAGGAGCACGCAAAGAAGGUACUCUCUGUUGCAGUAUACAAUCAUUAUAAGAGGAUCUACUACGAGUCCUUAUCAGAAGGGUCCAUGGAUAAUUCCAACGAAAAUGAAGCUAGUACAACUGACUCUGAUAUGGUGGAACUUGAGAAAAGCAACAUUCUUUUAAUGGGUCCAACAGGCUCAGGGAAAACAUUACUAGCAAAAACAUUGGCUCGAUUUGUGAAUGUACCCUUUGUAAUAGCUGACGCAACUACUCUCACUCAGGCAGGAUAUGUUGGUGAAGAUGUGGAAUCUGUAUUAUACAAGCUUCUAGUGGCUGCUGACUUCAAUGUAGCGGCUGCACAGCAGGGCAUUGUCUACAUUGAUGAAGUUGAUAAGAUCACCAAGAAGGCUGAGAGCCUCAAUAUUAGCAGGGAUGUGUCUGGCGAAGGUGUUCAACAGGCAUUAUUGAAAAUGCUUGAAGGAACAGUUGUUAAUGUGCCUGAGAAAGGAGCUCGGAAGCAUCCAAGAGGUGAUAGUAUUCAGAUUGAUACUAAAGAUAUCCUCUUCGUUUGUGGAGGUGCCUUUGUCGGCUUAGAAAAAACUAUCUCAGAAAGGCGACAUGAUUCUUCCAUUGGCUUCAGAGCACCAGUACGUGCAAACAUGCAGACUGGCAGUGUGACAAAUGCUGCAGUGGUAUCCUCCUUGUUAGAAUCAGUCGAUAGUGGUGAUCUCAUUGCAUAUGGUCUGAUACCAGAAUUUGUUGGAAGAUUUCCGAUACUUGUUAGUUUAUCUGCUCUGAAUGAGAAUCAACUUGUUGAGGUUCUUACCAAACCAAAAAAUGCCCUCGGAAAACAAUACAUAAAGUUGUUUCAAAUGAAUGAUGUUAAGCUGCAUUUUACAGAAAAGGCUUUGCGGCUAAUUGCAAAGAAAGCAAUGGAUAAAGAUACUGGGGCUCGAGGUUUGAGAUCAAUAUUGGAGAAUAUAUUGACAGAAGCAAUGUAUGAGAUUCCUGACAAAAGAACAGGGAAAGAGAAAAUAGAUGCUGUAGUGGUUGAUGAGGAAUCUGUUGGAUCUAUAGACUCACGUGGAUGUGGAGCUAAAAUUCUUUGUGGUGAAGGAGCAUUGGAGCACUAUCUUUCUCAACAAAAUCUGAAAGAAGAAACGACCCUCGACAGGUCCGAGGGAGAUUCUGAAGUGGAACUGGAGCUUCCAUCCAGAGUUGCUGGCAUGUAAACCUUUGAGAAACUGUAUUUUACAUAAAUUUUAUUUAUCUGUAUGCUGAUUUAAUUUGAAUUGGCAGCCCAUUCAAAUGUGACAUUUCACCCAUAUAAAAAAUGAUAGUAACAUGCAUGCUUCAUGGCAAUAUAAGAUAUCGAUUAUUUCGAAAAACGACUGGCCGUCAUCUUGCAGUGGCAACUGGUUGGGACCUGUUCAGGAUUUGACAGGCUACAGAAAUGAAAUAUAUUUGUGAUUUAAAA